AGUCAGCAACAUGUCGGUCAUGUUAGUGACAUCGAAUUAUUGGUCGACAGUUCUAAGCUUUCUCGCACAACAAUACUUGAUGGACUCGCAUGCCACAUGUAUUUUAUGGCAUCCAUCUUUUGAUAUAAGCCUGGAGACGAAUUCACCACUGGCCGUAAUCCAUUUGGAGCCCCAAAAGUGGUUUAAUUCGGAGCACAUUGCGGAUUACGAACGGAAACGUGCCGAGUUAGAGAAGAAUCGUGUGGAGUACAAUGAAUGGAUACUGCAGCUGACUUUGGCCAUUGAGCAGUCACAUUGUGAGAACUUUAUAGCAUUUCAGGAGCAUAUUCCACAAUUUGCGCAUUCGUUUUAUAAUGCCAGCAUCUAUGCAAUUUGGCGAUCGACUCGAAAUCGCUUUAUUUUCGUCUACUCGGAUGAACUGCUUCCAACUGCCGUUGAUGCAUCCAAUUACUUUGAUGGUUACAUAUUUCAUGAUCAACCCAACAUUCUCCUGGUUAACGCGCCACUUUUGAAUUCAACUAUAUUUGAAAUCAAAUCCAAUCAAUUUGUGGGACCUCGUUAUUUUGGUAAGGAACCAAUGCCCGUAAGCUUUGAUACGCUGCAGAUUUAUGAUGCGCAGCUCGACAAGGUUUUAUGGGAUGGCGGCAUUGAUCUCACCAAUAAACUACGGAAUCUGCAAGGACGUGAAAUUGUUUUGGGCAUUUUUAAUUACAAACCUUUCAUGGUAGUCGACUAUGACAAGCAGCCAAAAGUGUAUAAUCGAGCCCAACAUGGAGCUGAGGUGCACAUCGACGGAACUGAAGUGCGACUUCUACUCAUCUUUUGUGAACUACACAAUUGCACGGUGCAAGCAGAUACAACCGAGCCCUCGGAAUGGGGCGACAUAUAUGAAAACUAUACAGGCACCGGCUUGAUGGGCAUGGUGCUGGACAGGACAACUGACUACGGUAUCGGUGGCUUAUACGUGUGGUACGAAGCCUAUCUCCGGAUGGAUAUCUCACAAUUUCUGGGACGUUCUGGCGUCACCUGCCUGGUGCCAGCACCGCAUCCAAUAAUCAACUGGGCGCUGCCAUUGCGUCCCUUUCAAGCCACACUCUGGAUCUGUGUGAUUGCCUGCUUAAUGUUGGAGUGUAUAUCGCUGACCUGCACUCGUCAAUGUGAACGAUCUUCAGUCCGCAGCUGGCAGCAAAGUUUGCGCUUUGGUUUCGUCAGCACGCUCAAGCUGUUUGUCAACCAGAGCACCAGCUAUGUAGCCACAUCGUAUUCCUUGCGCACUGUUUUGUUGGCUAGCUAUAUGAUUGACAUAAUUUUGACGACAGUUUACGGUGGAGGACUUGCUGCCAUAUUGACGCUGCCGAAACUUGAGGAAGCUGCCGAUUCACGUCAGCGACUCUACGAACACAAAUUAACUUGGACGGCAACAUCGCACGCUUGGAUUAGUAUCUUUGAUGUUGACACGGCUGAUCCGAUUUUAUUACGACUUAUGGAACGUUUUCGGGUCUACGAUGCCGAUAACAUUGCAAUCAAAUCGCGCACCGAACAAAUGGGCUUUGUUGUAGAGCGUAUGCAAUUUGGUCACUUGGCUAAUGCCGAAAUAAUACCCGAUGAUUCGUUGUCACGGCUCAAGUUAAUGGUUGACGACAUCUACUUUAUAUAUACGGUAGCUUAUGUGCCGCGUUUGUGGGCGCAUCUCGAUGCACACAGUCAAUUUACACUCGCCUGGCAUUCGUCCGGUUUUGACAAGUAUUGGGAAUGGAAGAUCGCAGCGGAUUAUAUGAGUGCCAAUAGGCAGAAUCGCAUGGCAGCAUCACAGAUACCCAAGUUGGAUAUUGGACCCGUUGAGUUGGGCAUAGAUAACUUUAUUGGUUUAAUAUUGUUGUGGUGCUUCGGUAUGACAUGCAGCUUGCUCGCCUUUGUCGCCGAGAUAUGGUGUCACCCAGUCGAUAGAUUUUAAAUGC
Molecule: messenger RNA, 1958 nt
Organism: Drosophila albomicans
Lineage: Eukaryota; Metazoa; Arthropoda; Insecta; Diptera; Drosophilidae
Gene: Ir76a
Exons: 7
Coding region: 11-1954 (647 amino acids)
Source: RefSeq, a predicted model, not a curated record